AUGAGAGCGAUCAAGAAGAUUGACCUUGGUUAUUUAAUUCGGUAUUAUGGUAAGAAGUCUUCCACAGCGAGUGCUAAAGAUAUCGUGCUGCGUACGCAAGCAGUGCCUAGAGCUCUUGAACCCAUCGUAACAGCUGAUGAUGCAGGUAUCAUCAAGAACACAUCUGAGAUUAGGCCACCAGACCGCAACAUCAAUGAUUUGGCCUCAAGGCUUUUUGAACACUACAAUUCUGGCUAUUUGAAAAUAGCAAAAUCUACGCUGAGUUCUGUUAAUCACUUCUUUAACGCUGCUAAGGUAUCUUACGAAUGGAGCGCAUCCUCCUUCAUGGAUAUUCCAGGAGAAAAACUGAGAGAGAAAAUGGAACUUCAGACGCUAAAAAAUUCGCUUUCGGGCGAAGUAGAGGACAAUCAGCAUGCUCAGGCUGCCCGUAAAUUUCCAGGUAAAACUGAUGGCGUCCCUUUUGAGCUGUUAAAUGGCUUGCCCGAAGUUGUAUUUCUUGGGCGCUGUAACUCGGGUAAGUCAACAUUGCUAAACAACCUUACAACAGAGUUUUCGACCCUGAGGCUGAACAACUAUGCUAAAUCAUCGAGUAAGGCUGGUUUCACUAAAACCAUCAACUGUUUCAAUGUAGGCAAGAGGUUCAGAUUGAUCGACACCCCAGGCUACGGUAUUAAAGGUACCCAACAACAAGGCGAGGUUAUUAUGCAGUACUUGAGGAAAAGGAGAGAGCUCAAAAGGACUUUUCUGAUAGUGUCAGCGGAGCAGGGCUUUGCCGCCACGGACUCUCAAAUAGUGGACUUUUUGAUGAAGUUUGGUAUCCCAUUCGAGGUUGUUUUUACCAAACUAGACAAGGUUAAAAGAAUUGAUGAAUUACAUAAUAUGAUCCAAGAAAGCGGUGUCUUGGAGCUGCCGACAAUGCCCCAAAUGUUGUUCGUAAAUUCAAUAUCAACUUCGAAAUUUCCAAAGAGGCUUGGAAUCGAUAGGCUUCGGGCUGCCAUUCUAGAAAGCUGUGGUUUAAAACCAGGCGUGAGGCCCUUGAAGUUGAGAUGA
This is a messenger RNA of Lachancea dasiensis, 1050 nucleotides long. Lineage: Eukaryota; Fungi; Ascomycota; Saccharomycetes; Saccharomycetales; Saccharomycetaceae. The record is from the annotation of a GenBank genome assembly.